Dissoconium aciculare CBS 342.82 is the source of this 2114-nucleotide messenger RNA. RefSeq lists its product as uncharacterized. The record is from RefSeq and is a predicted model, not a curated record. Bases 435 to 1763 code for a protein of 442 amino acids. The transcript has 2 exons. Lineage: Eukaryota; Fungi; Ascomycota; Dothideomycetes; Mycosphaerellales; Dissoconiaceae.
UGAGGCUCAAUCCAGGGUCAGAUUGGAAGAUGAGCCAUUUGCGGCGUGGUUCGCCCUGGCAUUUUAUUUCGAAGCGGCUGAAGCUAGCUGUUCCGCCCACGCCCUCGUCGUCUGGGCAUGUUUGAUGGGGGUUGUCAAUGAUAUGGGCAUGCGCCGCCAUACAUGAAUGGUCCUAGACGCCGUCCAUGACAAAGGGGUUUCACUUAUCUUAUCAUCACUACAGGUAGGAGUUGCGACGCCUUCCGUUCGUGAGACCAAAGCAGCGCCUCCCAUUUCAUGCGACCUCUCCGACCAAUUCUCUCUUUUCCGUCAUCGCGACCCUCGUGCUUUCCUUCGUAGUUCGCCUUGUCCCGAGCACCUGUGAGAGACAACCGGCCUUCAUGAACACCGUUCGCCAAUCCCGCACCGUUCGGUGGAUCUUCGUUUGAACGGACAUGGUCGCAACAACUAGGCGAGUCGCACUGCUGGCGGGCGUGCUCGUGGUCAUCGUUCUUUUCUUUGCGACAAGCUCCCAACACAGUCCCGUCUCGGGCUUCAUCUCGUCUUCCGGUCCGCGCUUCCAUGAAUCUAAACUGUCUCGCCCAGAUGCUGGCUCCGUCGGAAAUACAGCCUGGGCUUUUGACGCAGACCGAGACCGCAACGACCAUUCUCUGACAGGAGAACAAUGUGACGCCGCCUUCCCGGAUCUAUAUCAUGAAAUCUAUCGAUCACAGGCAUACUGGCAGGAGCGGCAAGGAAAGAGGAAGCUCAAUGAUUCGCAAUGGGGAUUGGAAUGGACAACUGGGGCUGGUUUACGAGUGAUGGUAUACGAUGGUCAGCUCCACGUCGUCGAGUCACGCGGUUUGAAUCAUUUCUUGCAUUGGGAGGAGCGCUCCAAGGCCACCCUUGCCAACAUCCAUCGGGCCAUCGUGUCCUCUCGGGAACCAGUGCCAAACAUCGAGUUCAGCAUCAAGAUUGAUGACAACAUCCACCUCGAAGAAGGGACUCCUGAGACCACAACAUGGUGCUUUUCCCGAAACGUGUCCGACUCGUCCAUGGAACAGGUGUGGCUGAUCCCUGAUUUCAACUUUUGGGCAUAUCCCAGGGUUGCGGCAGCUUAUGGCGACUAUCAAAGAGAAGCUAUCCGCGUUGGAGAGGACUACGAUGGAAAGAUACCCAAACUCAUCUGGAGAGGCACCCAGGCUUUCAACCCGGGCAUCCGGCAGGCACUGCUGGACACCAGCGAGAACCAGCCCUGGUCGGCUGUCGCUAUCGUGAAGGAGGAUAGCGACGAUGAAGAGUCGUUACGCAACCGGAUCAAGAUGCCCGAUCAUUGUCGUUACAAGUUUGCUGUGCACACCGAAGGCACAACUUGGUCCGGCCGAUUGAAAUACCUUCUCAGCUGCCACUCUACUGUAAUCAUCCACCCGCUCACUUUCACGACUCACUUGUAUCAUCUGUUGAAGUCGUCUGGACCGAAGCAGAACUAUGUCGAGGCCAAGAUUGACUGGUCCGACCUCCCGGAGAAGAUGGAACAUCUGCUCGCCCACGACGACAUAGCCAAGCAGAUUGCGGACAACUCGAGGGAUGUCUUUCGCGAUCGCUACAUGACACCUGCGGCACAGACCUGUUACUGGCGACGCCUCUUCCAGGUUUGGGCAGAAAUGACGCCGGCGCCUGAUCCAUACGUGCUCUAUCAGGCCCCCGAUGGAAAAUCGGAAAAGGGCUGGCGCGGCAUGACUUACGAGGCAUACAUCUUCCACAAAGCUAGUAUCCCGGAGUAAUCGCCUCGAGGAUCUCAUCUAUCUGCGCUGCGAGCAUCACCUGCCCAGGCCUUGAUUGUACCAAAACACUUCUCGUGCACUUGGGGUCGAUGACGAGGCGCCCCUGGUUUGAGCUGUGAUCCUGCUGUAAUAACUAUUUUGCUCAACAUUAUAGAGAUAGAAGCUGCCUCGAAAUGGCGCUAUGUGGAUUUUGACUCAUGCUUGAACAGUCCCCUUCCGGAAAGCGCACCCAAUCACCCUGUACUGUAAUCAAACCCAGCAUAUACUCAAUUCUUGCGAUCUAUUGCGCGAGAGCAUCUUUCCCGGAAGCACUUUGUAAUCCUAUGACAUGCAUCGGGAGCGAGAUGAAUG